Messenger RNA from Lates calcarifer (barramundi perch), 4367 nucleotides. RefSeq names its product tripartite motif containing 2a (gene trim2a). Gene Ontology annotation, molecular function: zinc ion binding; translation repressor activity; ubiquitin protein ligase activity. NCBI's taxonomy places the organism in Eukaryota, Metazoa, Chordata, Actinopteri, Centropomidae. The transcript is spliced from 12 exons. Gene Ontology annotation, biological process: proteasome-mediated ubiquitin-dependent protein catabolic process; negative regulation of translation; protein polyubiquitination. The coding region runs from base 322 to 2568 and encodes 748 amino acids. The record is from RefSeq and is a predicted model, not a curated record.
AAAAAGUGAAACACAAUCUGGCCAAAUCGCCCCUCCUCAACUUUGCUCACGUGUGUGUGCACACCCAUAAACACACGGAGGAGCUGCCUCGCUCACACACGCAUCUUGUCGUCUCCUGCUUUGGCUCUGUUGCUGCUACCUGGGAGGGAAGCAUCAUUUCAUGUCAGAACUGACAUGACUUAAAGGCUGGUUUAGAAGGAUUUUAGUGUGUUUUUAAGUGUGUUUCUGCAUACAGGAGUGGAUGACGCCUGUUGAUCGGUGCAUAGAUGCAGCUCUGGUGCAGGGUAAGAGGAAGAGGGACUCCUAUGUCAGAGCUUUAGGAUGGCCAGUGAAGGCUCCACUAUUCCCAGCCCUGUGGUCCGCCAGAUUGAUAAGCAGUUCCUGAUCUGUAGCAUAUGUCUGGACCGCUACGAGAACCCUAAAGUACUGCCCUGCCUGCACACCUUCUGUGAGAGGUGCCUGCAGAAUUACAUCCCGGCCCACAGCCUCACACUGUCGUGCCCCGUGUGCCGCCAGACCUCAAUCCUGCCGGAGAAGGGUGUGGCGGCAUUGCAGAAUAACUUCUUCAUUACCAACCUGAUGGACGUGCUGCAGCGGGGGCCGGAUAGCUGCAGCCAGGAGGCCGCCGCUCUGAACAACAUCACUGCUGUGGCUACGGGCCAACUGCUCUCCUGCCCCAAUCAUGGAGGCAAUGUCAUGGAGUUUUACUGUCCUCCAUGUGAGACAGCCAUGUGUCAGGAGUGUACAAGUGGCGAACAUGGUGAACAUCCAACUGUGCCUCUUAAAGACGUAGUGGAGCAACACAAGGCCUCAUUACAGGACCAGCUAGAUGCUGUCAAGAAGAGAUUACCAGAGAUUGACUCGGCCCUUCAGACGCUGUCGGAGAUCCUGCAGCAGCUGACCAAUCAGAAGAGCGCCAUCGAGGAUGACAUCCAUACUACCUUUGAUGAGUUGCAGAAGACCCUCAAUGUCCGAAAGAGCGUUUUACUCAUGGAGCUGGAGGUCAACUAUGGCCUCAAGCAGAAGGUGCUCCAAGCCCAGCUGGAUACCCUGCUGCAGGGACAGGAGGGCAUCAACAGCAGCUGCAACUUCACAGAGCAGGCUCUGAGCCACGGCACCGAGGCCGAGGUGCUGCUGGUGAAGAAGCAGAUGAGCGAGCGUCUCAUCGAGCUGGCCAGCCAAGAGCUCCCUCUGCAGCCCGGAGAGAACGACCAACUGGACUUCCUUGUGGAGACAGACGGACUAAAAAAGUCCAUCCACAACCUGGGAACUAUCGUAACUACUAAUGCAGUGGCCUCUGAGUCUGUGGCCACUGGUGAAGGGUUACGACACUGUGUGGUGGGCGUGCCCACCUCCAUCACCAUAACCACUAAGGACAAAGAUGGAGACCUGUGCAAGAUGGGUAACGCAGUCAUAACUGCUGAAAUCUCCUCACCUGAUGGCGGCAAAGGUGACGGAGAGAUACUGGACAACAAGAAUGGUACUUACGAGUAUCUGUUCACAGCCCCUAAAGAGGGGACUUUUAGUUUAUCCCUGCGUUUGUAUGACCAACAUAUCAAAGGAAGCCCCUUCAAGAUAAAGGCCACAAAGUCUAUAGAUGUGUCACCAACCUCAGAUGGCAUGAAGAAGAGGCUGAAGUCUCCAGGCAGUGGGCACAUCAAGCAGAAGGCCAUCAAGAGGCCGGCCAGCAUGUACAGCACAGGGAGGAGGAAAGAGAACCCCAUUGAGGACGACCUCAUCUUCAGAAUCGGAACAAAAGGAAGAAACAAAGGGGAGUUCACUAAUCUGCAGGGAGUGGCUGCCUCCUCUCUGGGAAAGGUGCUGAUAGCAGACAGCAACAACCAGUGUGUCCAGAUUUUCUCCAACGAUGGCCAGUUCAAAAGUCGCUUCGGUGUCCGGGGCAGGACUCCGGGUCAACUGCAGCGGCCGACAGGCGUGGCCGUCCACCCAAACAGUGACAUCAUCAUUGCCGACUAUGACAACAAAUGGGUCAGCAUCUUUUCAAGCGAGGGCAAGUUUAAGAACAAGAUCGGCUCAGGGAAGCUGAUGGGCCCUAAAGGCGUGUCAGUGGACAGGAACGGCCACAUCAUCGUGGUCGACAACAAGGCCUGCUGCGUCUUCAUCUUCCAGCUCAACGGCAAGCUGGUCACCAAGUUCGGUAACCGUGGCAAUGGUGACAGGCAGUUUGCAGGUACACUCAAUGGCCCUCAUUUUGCUGCUGUGAACAACAACAAUGAAAUCAUAGUGACAGAUUUCCACAAUCACUCAGUCAAGGUUUUCAACACAGAGGGAGAAUUCUUGCUGAAGUUUGGUUCUAAUGGCGAGGGCAACGGCCAGUUCAAUGCCCCCACAGGAGUGGCUGUGGAUGUUAAUGGUAACAUCAUAGUAGCGGAUUGGGGCAACAGUAGGAUACAGGUGUUUGAUGGCAGUGGUUCGUUCCUCUCCUACAUCAACACAUCAGCGGACCCGCUGUACGGCCCGCAGGGACUGGCUCUGACCUCUGAUGGACACGUUGUGGUCGCUGACUCAGGCAACCACUGCUUCAAAGUCUACCGCUACCUGCAGUAGCCCCUCUCUCUGGACACACAGACUGUACAGUGUAUAUAUAUAUAUGUAUAUAUACACACACAUAUAUAUAAAACACACAUACACACAUUUGUAUGGAGUGACUGACAGAUUUUGCACUCAUCCACUCACCCAUUCAUCCUUGAAUCGUGCUGUUGUUGUGCCAUCUGUUUGACUGUUCUCCAUGCGUGGACUCCUGUUUGACUUCCUCAUGCUGAGGAGAGAACAGAGAGAUGGUUUUUUUUCGUGGUGUGAAUGAAGCGAGAGGAUCUAUGAUACUCAGAAGCGGCUGCUGCUGACUGGUGCUUUGAGGAGUCACCCAUAACCUUGUUCACAUUCCAUCUUAACUGCGCUGAUUUGAAAAACAAAACUUUAGUAUUGUACAUAUGUUAGGUCUUUGAUUUGUUGUGACAUGGCAGGAAAACUGGAAAACAAUGCUGUUGCACUUGUUCCUUAAUAAAUAUUGGUUGUGCACUGUGUUAAGUGAAAUUGAAAACAAAGUAAAGGAGUUACCUAAGCCACCUGAAAAUCAAUGGGAGUUCUAUUUAUAGUUUCAAUACCUGCAGUUUCCUGUUAAAUGCUCCUCACAUUUUGCCUGUUCACUGUAAAAGAAGAAUAUAUUCCACAUAAUGUAGGUAGCAGGGUAUUUUCAAGCAUGAUUAGGCAUCUCUGUGCAUGCUAUUUCUACUAAUGAACACCUGAAAAGCUACUGUGCACAAUAUAUAAAUAUGUUUCAAGCUGAGACUUAACAACAUCACCAAAUGAAAUUUUGAAUAGAGGCACUGUUUCAAUUACAAUACUUCUGUCUGUAUGUGAAAAAGACUUGUCAGUGUAAUUUGUCAUCACUUUAAAUUAACACUUAACAUGGUUAAAAUAAUAAAAUAAUAAUAAAUUCUGCUUAAUUGGUUUUACAAAAACACAGAGCGUUUGUGUGUGCAAGACAAGUAUGAAUGUUUGUGUGUGUGUGUUGUGAUCAACUAAGGUACCAAACAUAAGCGACUUGAUAUGCUGACUUCUGCUGUGUCGGUGUGUAUGAAGCCUCUUGACAUUUCAACUUAAUAAUCUGCUGUGAUUAUGUGCAAACAUCUUAGAAUUUGUUGCAGAAUUUAGUACUUUGAGUAAAUAGCUAAAGAGCUGAAAAUAAACUCAGCAGGUUGCAUCAGUCCUCACAGUAGUGUAGGUUUAAUCUGACAACCUCAGACACAGAUCGCAGAACUGUGAUCACCUUUACUCCUUUCCAUGUGCUCUUACAUUUUUCCAAAAAAGUCUGUAGAACUACUAAGAAGUUGUAUUUUAGCAAAAACAAUUUGUCUGUCCUAAAAAGAAAAAAAAAUGUAGUUCAGCAGUUGAGGUGUAUGUGUAAAAAUGCACUGUGCUACCAUUAGAAAGCCUUGGUCAAACACAGUUUUCUUUAGGUAUCCUGUAUUUGAUCGUCCAUUUUCUACACAAUCCUGUUAAAUUAUUUGUUUUCCAUUGUCUUGUUUAUAUUUGUAAUGCCAAAUGGAAUUAAAGUGCCCAUAGAAAAGAAUAUUGUGUCUGUAUUUGGUUUUGUGUAAUACAUUGGUUCAUUUGUUCAAGUUUUUCUCUCACACACAAAAAACCUCAGGUAAAGGUAUCAUUCCAUUGUAGGAGAACUGUAGAGCUGAAACAAACUGAAAUUGCUUUUGUUGUCUUACCAACAGUCAAAAACCCCAGAAAUGUUGAGUUUACUGUCAUAGAAAACUGGAACUAGCAAAUAUUCAAUUGCUGUCAGUAUUGGAUGGUUUCUGUGUGACUAAGGAAAUAAAGGAAGGUCAACAGGG